Molecule: messenger RNA, 763 nt
Organism: Osmia bicornis bicornis
Lineage: Eukaryota; Metazoa; Arthropoda; Insecta; Hymenoptera; Megachilidae
Product: 60S ribosome subunit biogenesis protein NIP7 homolog
Biological process (GO): ribosomal large subunit biogenesis; ribosome assembly
Cellular component (GO): preribosome, large subunit precursor; nucleolus; nucleus
Molecular function (GO): RNA binding
Source: RefSeq, a predicted model, not a curated record
AACUUCCGAAACUCGGAUCAUCAGUCGGUAGUCAUUGCUUGAUUUAGUUGUUGUUAACCUCUUUUCAUGUAAUUUCAAAAAAUAUGUAACAUUCAGUGAAAUUUAAUAAAAGAUUUGUUUGUAAUUUAAUACAUUGUAAUACAAUUUACGUCCACUUUAUUUAAUUAAUAAUUAAAAGAAACAAUGAAACGGUUGACUGAAGAACAAACAAAACUUGUUUUAGAAAAAUUAACAAAAUAUAUUGGAGGAAAUGUAAAAUUACUAAUUGACCGUCCAGAUGGGAUUUAUUGUUUUCGGUUAAGGAAGGACAGAGUAUAUUAUGUUUCUGAGAAAAUUCUACCAUUAGCAAGUAUGAUAAGUUCAGAUCAUCUAGUAAGUUUUGGAACAUGUUUUGGAAAAUUUACAAAAUCUGGAAAAUUCAGGCUACUUACAGCGUUGUAUCAUCUGGCACCAUAUGCCCAAUAUAAAAUUUGGCUGAAACCAUCUGCUGAACAGCAAUUAUAUGGGCAUCACGUUUCUAAGGGCGGCUUAAGUCGAAUUACAGAAAAUACACCCCAAUAUCAAGGAGUGGUUAUUUUUUCCACAAAUAACAUACCACUGGGUUUUGGCGUCACAGCAAAAGGUACAAUGGAUUGUAAGUAUGCGGAUCCAACAGCAACAGUGUGCUUUCAUCAAGCUGACAUAGGAGAAUAUAUUCGAUCAGAAGAUUCCUUAAUUUAAUAAUUUUGUAAAAAUCUCUUUAUAUUUAUAUAUUUCUCCAAUA